ACUCUGAGAUGAUGGGAAGUUUAUUUCCUUAAUUUUGUCCUGAGUGUGCGUUUCUCUCCUACCCUGCUGAGAUCACAUUGGGUUUUCUGCUUAAUAAAUAUGUUGUCAAUAGUCCGUUGAUAACUUAGAAUGUGUAGUACUCAUUUUGUUCUUUUCUUUCAGAUUACAGCAAAAGCAGCAGUCAUUUUUGUUACACUUCAGUACAAUGUUACAAUUCUUGCCACAGAAGAACAAUCUGCAGAAACUGUCUCUCUCUAUUACUAUGGUUUCAAAGACUUGGCUACAAUUUUCUUCUAUAUGCUGGUAGCAAUAAUCGUACAUGCCAUUAUUCAAGAAUAUGUGUUGGAUAAAAUUAACAGGAAAAUGCACUUUUCUAAAACAAAGCAUAGCAAGUUUAAUGAAUCUGGACAACUGAGUGCUUUCUACUUUUUCUCCUGUGUUUGGGGCGCAAGUAUUCUUGUCUCUGAGAAUUAUGUAUCUGAUCCAACGUCUUUGUGGAAGGACUACCCUCACACUCUGAUUCCAUUUCAAAUGAAAUUUUUCUACAUCUCUCAGUUGGCAUACUGGUUUCAUGCUUUUCCGGAACUGUACUUCCAGAAAACUAAAAAAGAAGACAUCCCUCGCCAGCUAGUCUAUAUUGGACUUUAUCUUUUUCAUAUUGCUGGAGCCUAUAUUUUGAACUUGACUCAUCUUGGACUUGUUCUUUUGGUGUUACAUUACUUUGUUGAAUUCCUCUUCCACAUCUCCCGCCUCUUCUAUUUUAGCGAUGAAAAAUAUCAGAAAGGGUUUUCAGUGUGGGCUGUUCUUUUCGUUCUGGGGAGACUUCUGACCUUGAUUCUCUCUGUCCUCACUGUUGGCUUUGGUCUGGCUAGAGCAGAGAAUCAGGUGCUGGAUUUUAGUACUGGAAACUUUAAUGUGCUAGGUUUCAGGAUCGGUGUACUGGCAUCAAUAUGUGCAACUGAAGCCUUUAUGAUGUGGAAAUUCAUCAAUUUUCAACUUAGAAGGUGGAGAGAACAUUCUUCUUCUCAACCCCAGUCACAGAAAAAGAAGUUUGUAACAGCCAAAGGAAAGCCCUCCAAAAAAGAGAGAGAAAAUGGAGUAAAUGGAACAGUAACCUCAAAUGGAGCAGACUCACCUCGUAACAGGAAGGACAAAUCCUUGUAAAACUGAGUUUUAUUAAGUUAAUUGACUAAUGUCCCCAAAGAAUCUGCUUUUUACUCUGAAAAGCCCUUCAGUGCUAGAGAUUUCACUGAUGCAGAAAUACAAUUCAUGCUUUUUGAUUAUUGCUGUCGUAUUGUUUUGUGAAACUCUUUUUGAAACUAUUUUGACUAAGGAAGUUUGCCUUCAAAUAUUUAGGGGGCCACAACACUUUUUGAACAACGUUGAACACUUUUUUUAAACCUUUAGUGUGAUGAGAUAUUAGUCGGUGACUUCUGUCUACUGAAUCAAAAUUCUACCUACUGAGGAUCACUGAGACGAUGAAUUCUACCUGCCAGUUUUUAUAAUUUUGGUGAGAGAUGCUGUUCCAGAAAUACCACAUUUUCCAAGAUCUCUAAGAAGUAUCACAAAGUUGAAGUAAAACAUUUAAUAUCUAUUUUUUAGAUAUUUUAACACUGCAGCAUACUACUUUGAUUCCUAUUUACAGCUCAACUUGGAUUUGUGUGACCACCAAAAUGAAACAUGCAUUAUUUUGUAGGUAACAGCUAUGAUGUUUGAUUUAAGAAAUGCCCGUGUCAUUAAAACAAAAUCUAACUGAGUUGAAAUGUUGCAGAGUCUUAUUGUCUAUGUUGGCUAGAAAUUUCUUGUGAGGAAAAAUACCUUUCCAAGGUAUAGCUUUAGCUCUUGAAAAUUAGAAGAGAGAAUGUUUAUUUUAGAGGAGUGAUUUGCCUAGCACUAUUUGAAUAAGUUAAUUGAGUUAACUUGUAAUAAUUGCGCUUAUACAGUCUGCAUAUCUGAGAGCAUUGGUGUGAUAUUUGACCCUUUUUGAAAACUCACUUUGUCUACAAUUUUUAGAUAGCAUCUUUUCUUAAUGUGCGAUGUGAUUUAAUUUAGAAGGUAACUGAAAGGCUCCACCAAGAGCAAAUCUGUUUAAACUAAUGAAGUUGCAACAAACAUUCCUUUACUCUAACUCUUUUACUUUGGUUCCAUCUCUAAUUGGGAAAUGGUUCUGUUUACAGCAUAUAUUUUUUGAUGAAAAAUAUAUUUAAAAGUGACAAUGGGGGGUCUUUGUCUGUUUUGUUUUUCAACAGAAUUGUUGGUGUCAUUGGUUACCCUUGAACUAUCGUUACUUAAGGUUACUUCCACACCUGUCUGUCUUAGCUUUAAGUGUGAGGCCUUGCCCGUUUAUUAUAUUACCAGUUUAAUAUUCAGUUCAUGUUUGCAUAUUUUUGUUUUGUAAUGGUAUAACCCUGCCCCAGAAAAACUUACUUAAAUCAACAUUUUAAAUGAACUUUUUAGUUGAGUAUGUUUUCAGUUUGACACAACUGCUAGACUGCUUUUUUAUAAAUAGAAGCCCUUAUGAGCAAUCUUAAAUUCAUUGAAACAGAAUAUUUGUAAUUAUAAAUUGUGGGUAUAGGAAACUGCUUUAAUACCCAAUGAAGUAAUAAAAAAUAUUUAAUCUUUA
This is a messenger RNA of Gavialis gangeticus (Gharial), 2623 nucleotides long. RefSeq names its product translocation associated membrane protein 1 (gene TRAM1). Lineage: Eukaryota; Metazoa; Chordata; Crocodylia; Gavialidae. The record is from RefSeq and is a predicted model, not a curated record. The transcript has 10 exons. The coding region runs from base 130 to 1164 and encodes 344 amino acids. Gene Ontology annotation, cellular component: endoplasmic reticulum membrane. Gene Ontology annotation, biological process: protein insertion into ER membrane; SRP-dependent cotranslational protein targeting to membrane, translocation.